This is a messenger RNA of Olea europaea var. sylvestris, 802 nucleotides long. Its product is annotated as 60S ribosomal protein L22-2-like. The transcript has 3 exons. Gene Ontology annotation, cellular component: ribosome. The coding region runs from base 153 to 536 and encodes 127 amino acids. Gene Ontology annotation, biological process: cytoplasmic translation. Gene Ontology annotation, molecular function: RNA binding; structural constituent of ribosome. NCBI's taxonomy places the organism in Eukaryota, Viridiplantae, Streptophyta, Magnoliopsida, Lamiales, Oleaceae. The record is from RefSeq and is a predicted model, not a curated record.
CCAGAUAGGUGUCAGGCCCAAUUCAUGGGUACUAUUUUAAACCCUAACCCUAAUUAUUCAUCUACUCAUCUCGCGGCUGUUAAUCUCACUUCUCAGCGGGAAGAGUCCGCGUUAGAGUUUGUUGUGGAAGAAUUUGACUGCAACUGAAGAAAAUGAGUAAAGGAGCAGCCGGUGCCGCUGUGAAGGGAGGGAAGAAGAAGGCAUCGACGUUCUUGAUUGACUGCUCGAAGCCGGUGGAGGAUAAGAUCAUGGACAUUGCUUCUCUGGAAAAGUUCCUCCAAGAACGCAUCAAGGUCGGCGGCAAGCCCGGUGCCCUCGGUGACUCUGUUACUGUCACUCGCGACAAAAGCAAGAUUACCGUAGUUGCCAAUGAGACAAGCUUUUCGAAGCGGUACUUGAAGUAUUUAACGAAGAAGUAUCUGAAGAAGAACAAUGUGCGUGAUUGGCUGCGGGUGAUUGCUUCGAACAAGGAUAGAAAUGUUUAUGAAUUGAGGUACUUCAACAUUGCUGAGAAUGAGGCUGAGGAGGAAGAGUAAUGGAAGAACAGUUAUUCAUAUUUCCCGUGUUGAUUUUUGUUUUGGCUACUGUUUACUGUGUUGGACAUCAGUUUCAAUUUGCUUUUUCGGAAUCAAAGGGUUUGGAUGUUCGCUUUAUAAUGGAGUUUAACUAUCAUUUCGGUGCUAAUAUGCUGUAAACUUCAUUUGGAAUUUUAUUAUCUCGUGAAUGGUAAUGAUUUACUAGCGGCUUUGCAUGGACGGGGCUGGAUCAGAUUGUGACUUGUAAUGAAUAUAAUAUUUCUUCA